Molecule: messenger RNA, 1398 nt
Organism: Penicillium bovifimosum
Lineage: Eukaryota; Fungi; Ascomycota; Eurotiomycetes; Eurotiales; Aspergillaceae
Product: cytochrome P450
Exons: 1
Coding region: 1-1398 (465 amino acids)
Molecular function (GO): iron ion binding; oxidoreductase activity, acting on paired donors, with incorporation or reduction of molecular oxygen; monooxygenase activity
Source: RefSeq, a predicted model, not a curated record
AUGCUCAAUGGACGGCCGGUUGACAUUCUGCAACAAUGGCAUCAGAGAUAUGGCCCGAUAGUCAGCUUUCGCUUUGGUCAGCAGCUGGCCAUCAGCGUAGGCUCCCUUGAUAUAGCCCACGAUUUGUUCAACAAGAGGGGUGCCAUCCACAACUCUCGCCCCCGGUUUAGCAUCGCAACUGAGAUGACCAGCGGACUCAACACAGCAGUCAUGCCCUAUGGCAAGCAAUGGCAGAAUCAACAUCGUAUCGUGAGCCCUAUGCUUGAUUCAAGCACCGUGGGUAAAUACCACGUCCUCGAGGACAUGGAGAGCAAGCAAACGCUCUCCGAACUUCUGCAUACGAGCAACUGGGAAGACACCUUAUCCCGCUAUGCGGGAAGUGUCCUGAUGACACUAGGCUACGGUAUCAGGUUGGAAAACUCGAGCAACAAAAUACCUGCACGGAUCAUGGAGCUGAACGCAAAGCCCUUCGAAGCAAUUGGUAAUACCUAUUACCAGUUGGCUGCACUCUUUCCUUCUCUCGACCGACUGCCCAGUUUUCUCACUCCCUGGAAGUGGGACUGUGCUUCUGUGGAAAAGCAAACGACAGAAUUUCACAUGGAGCACCUCGAGUUCGCGAAGUCAACGUCUUCCUGGAACUGGAUCCAAGAGGCCUUGCAGUCCAAGGCUGGAAGUCAAGCUUCGCCAAAAGAGCUUGCCUAUGCCAUCGGUACUCUGGAGCAAGCGGGAUUCGAAGCCAUCUUCACAGUUCUACGUCUGCUGGUAAAAGCUCUUGUCCUGCACCCACAUUGUUUGAAGGAAGCACAGCGGGAGCUGGAUCAAGUUGUUGGGCCAGGGCGGAUGCCAUCCAACAAAGAUAUCCCCAAUCUACCUUACCUGAGAGCAAUGAUUAAUGAAGCCAUGCGCUGGCAAUCGCCAGCUCCAUUUGCACUUCCCCAUGCCACGACUGAAAAUGACGAAUACAUGGGUUACCACAUACCCAAGGGCACUAUCGUUAUUCCGAACAAUUGGACUAUUUCGUUCGAUCCUGAGAUCUUUCCGGAUCCAUAUGAUUUUAGACCCGAGAGAUGGAUCCAGAACCUGUCUCUUGAACACAGACCAUUCGGAUUUGGGCGCCGAGUCUGUCCAGGGCAGCAUCUGGCGUGGAGUAGCAUCAGCAUUAUCAUGGCUCGACUUGUGUGGGCUUACGACAUCUCUUAUGCCUAUAAAGAUGGAAAGAGAGUUGAGAUCGACCCUUGGGAUAUCAAAAUCCUGUUUACAGCCUCGUCUAUGCCGUUCGAUGCCUCAUUCAAGGUCCGAAGCGCUGAAACACAGGAACUCAUUGAGAGGGAGUGGGAAAAUGCAUGUAAGGAUACGGCCCAGAUUUCGGGGCAAAUUUGGCCAAAUAGGGGUAUGUGA